This is a messenger RNA of Neoarius graeffei (lesser salmon catfish), 4893 nucleotides long. RefSeq names its product Rho guanine nucleotide exchange factor (GEF) 10-like b (gene arhgef10lb). Gene Ontology annotation, cellular component: cytosol. The record is from RefSeq and is a predicted model, not a curated record. Gene Ontology annotation, biological process: positive regulation of stress fiber assembly; SREBP signaling pathway; actin cytoskeleton organization. The coding region runs from base 402 to 4331 and encodes 1309 amino acids. The transcript is spliced from 28 exons. NCBI's taxonomy places the organism in Eukaryota, Metazoa, Chordata, Actinopteri, Siluriformes, Ariidae. Gene Ontology annotation, molecular function: protein binding; guanyl-nucleotide exchange factor activity.
GGAGGACAAGAGGGAGGCAACAGAGAGGAAAGGAAAGGAACAGGGAGGGAUAGAGGAAAAGAACCGAAGGGAAGAACCUCUUGUUCUCUUCUACGUGUAAGCGUGACAGUUCUCGUGGAAGGGUCUCCAGGAGUCAGGCCUUGUGGGAAAGCAAACAAUGGUGAACAUCUCGCCUCGCCAUCACUGACUGCUAGAAGAGAGGCGCUGGAUCUUCAAGCACAGGAUGACUGAGAGCUGCACUGCGCCAAAGUGGGAGCAGAUCUGACAAUGGAGUAUUUUUAAAAGCCUGGGAAAAAGCAGAGGGAGGAUUUUAGAGUUGGAAAACCAAGGGCGGCAACAUUGUGGGUUGUGAGUCUAGCUUUGGAAUAAAAGGAAGGCAGAUGUGACUACAGACUGAGCCCAUGGCAUCCCCGGAGUCCCUUGCCCCACAGCCUACAGAGUCCAUGCCCACUGGUGUGGCACAGGCCCUCCAGCAAGAGGAAGAGGAGGAGGAUGAAGACGAGGAGCAGGGAGAGCAGUUUCAGUUUGAUGAUAGUGAAGAUGAGAACAAUGCUGAUCAAAAGCCUGGGGAAAUUAAGGACUUUGUAACUUCAGCUGCUGAGACUGGACUUAAGGAAGUUGCUUCAGGCAACAGCACAAACUCUAAUGCACUUUACAGUCAAGCAGUGAAGCAUGUCCCAGUCACUCAUCAUGAGGAACUAAAUGGAGUGACCUCUGCUGGUCAGGAGGGUCAAACUGUUCCUCAUCAGCCACACAUAACAAGCCCAGAUAUGGUAGUCAGACAGUCUCCAGAUGGACGUUCUGUAUCUUUUGAGCCAAGAGUCACAGAAGAGCCCGAAGGCACAUGGAAGAAAACCACAUAUACACAUGAAGGAAAGUUUGCUUCAGAAACAGAGGGAGGAUUGCCUUCUUCCUCAGAGGUAUACUCAGAUCCUCCUCCUGACUCAGAAGUGAUUUAUGAUGAUGUCCCAUGUGAGAACAUCCCCUCUCCUGAUGCAGGUGACGAUAUGAUCUAUGAGGAUGUGCAGAACCCUGAUGAGUUGCCAGAGGGGAUGGAUAAUGGCUGGAGCUCCACUGAGUUUGAGAGUUAUGACGAACAGUCGGACACCGAGACCAAGCCACGGACACGCAGCAAGAUUUCUCCCGAUGUACGGCGCAUAAAGGAGCAUUGUGCCCGGACCAAACGUGAACUGGCCAUGCGCUUAGGCGCUCGAGACGUCAGCCAGAUCAAACAGGCCUAUGACACCAAGGUUCAACAGCUCAUGAAAGCCGCCCGGAAUGGCACUAAAGAUGGACUGGAAAAGACUAAAAUAGCCAUGAUGCGCAAAGUGUCCUUCCUGAAUAAAAAAGAAAACACAGAUGACGCAGAAGAUCACUCUGGUUACCUUGAUGUGUCCGUUUCUGACGUGAAACACCCACCACCUCAACUUUCUCCCAUGCCAGAGGGACUCACUAACCAACAGAUUGUAAGACGUCACAUUCUUGGCUCUAUAAUCCAGAGUGAGAUAAGCUACUUGGAUUCCCUCAGACGGAUUCUGCAAGAUUACCAAAAGCCUUUACUGGAGGCAGAGCCACGUAUCCUGAGUACUAGAAAGAUCCAGCCCAUUUUCUACCGGGUGAAAGAGAUCCUGCAGUGCCAUACCAUGUUCCAGAUUGCCCUGGCCUCCCGUGUGGCUGAAUGGGACCAAACAGAGACCAUUGGGGAUCUGUUUGUAGCCUCCUUUUCAAAAUCAAUGGUUCUGGAUGUAUACAGUGAUUAUGUCAACAACUUCACAAAUGCAAUGGCUCUCAUCAAGAAAGCCUGCAUGUCCAAGCCUGCAUUUCUGGAAUUUCUUAAAAAAAGGCAGGCUGUCAGCACAGACAGGAUCACCCUUUAUGGCCUGAUGGUGAAGCCAAUCCAACGUUUCCCUCAGUUUAUACUCCUCUUACAGGACAUGCUGAAGAACACUCCAUCUGGGCACCAGGAUAGGCUGCCGCUGCAGCUGGCUCUGACUGAGCUGGAGACCUUAGCCGAGAAGCUGAAUGAGCAGAAGCGUCUAGCAGAGCAGCUCUCUGAGAUCCAGCAACUAACGCGCAGCAACAGUGAUCGCGCCCUAAGCAAGCAGCUGAAUUCAGAUCAGAAGCAGCUGAUUCUGUGUGAAACCCUGAUCGAGACAGUGUAUGGGGACAAGGGGCAGGUUCUCAAGUCCAAGGAGCGCAAGCUCUUCCUCCUCAGUGACAUACUCAUCUGUGCAAAUAUCAAUCUCAAGGGGCUUCCGGAUAUCAGCAGCCUGGUUCCUGCUGGCCCAAAGUAUAUGGUGAAGUGGACAGCACCUCUGCAGCAGGUUCAGGUGGUGGAGGUGGGUCAGGAGAACUCGGAGAACAACGACAGCGUCUACCAGCCAAGUGGGACCAAACGCCUCAGCUCUGCCAACUCUCAAGGCAAGCUGUUUCUGGGGCCACCCAAACUGUACCAGGAACUGCAGGAGCUCCAGCAUGACCUGUCAGUGGUGGAGGAGGUCACACUCCUAGUGGGUACACUGCAGGGAUCCUAUCAGAAUCUUAACACAACAGUGGGGCAGGACUGGUGCCUGGCUCUGCAAAGGCUCAUCCGCAUCAAAGAGGGUGAGAUCCAGUGUGCCAACAAGUGUCGUUUGCGGUUAAUGGUGCCUGGCAAGCCUGACAAGUCUGGGCGUCCAGUCAGUUUUACAGUGGUUUUCAAUACUCCCAGCCCAAUCAGUAAAAUCUCAUGGGUCAAUCGCUUGCAUCUUGCUAAAGUUGCUCAAAGGGAAGAGAACUUGCCUGGUUGGGUAUGUGCACAGGAUGAUGAGAAAACUAAGCCUCCAUUCUGGUGUCCGCUCCUGGCUUGCCGUGUACCUCUGUUCUCUCCAAAAACUCAAGAUCUGAAGCUCCAGAUGGCCCUUCACAAUCCAGUUCAGUGUGCUCUGCUGGGUUUCUCUGCAGCCAGUACCUCUCUGCCUCAGGGCUAUCUCUGGGUGGCCAGUGGUGGAGAUGAAUCAUAUGGACAGGUGGAGAUCUUCUCCUUGAACAGAGCCACUCCACGCUCAGUGAAGAGCUUCCUUCUGGCCUCCCCUGCACUGAGUAUCGAAUAUGUAACAGAGGCCAGCACUAAAGAAAAUGAAGGACAAGCAUCUGAAGGAGCUGGCAGAAUUGGGCACACCAUCUGUGUGGGGUUACAAGAUGGCAAUAUCCUAGUUUAUGGCAGUGUGGAUACUGCUGCCCAGUGCCUCUUGACCUUCCAAAACCCUGAAGGUUGUCCUGUUCUCUGCCUAACACACACAGACAACUUCCUCUUCGCUGGACUGACAAAUGGCAAAGUUACAGUUUAUGGCAAAAAGAUUGCGGAAGGUCUGUGGGAUCCAGGCUCCAGCAGACUGCUUGUGAUCGGGUUUGCACCUGUGCUCAAACUCCUCAAUAUAGAUGAGUGUGUGUGGGCUAGUUGUGCAAACAAAGUGACUGUGAUUGACAGCUAUAAUCUCACCACCCAGAGCUUUGAUGCUCACCCAAACCCCAUGGUGAGCGUGACGCAUAUGGUGCGAGCUGGUGGAGGAGUAUGGAUGGCGUUUUCAGAGGGCUCGUCACUUCGGCUCUUCCACACUGAAACUCUGGAGCAUCUGCAGGAGAUCAACAUCUCAACACGCUCUGCAUAUCUGAGUCCAGGUAAGAGUGUGUGUGUCACCAGCCUGCUCAUCUGCCAGGGUCUCCUGUGGGUGGGCACGGCCCAGGGCAUCAUUAUCACACUGCCAGUGCCUAAGCUGGAGGGCAUCCCGAAAAUAACAGGCAAAGCGAUGACCUCCCUCAAUGCUCACAGCGGUCCUGUGGACAUCCUGGUGGCCACGUCCAAUACUUUAUCCCCGGAUCUGUUGAAGCGAAACUCUCUGACUGAUGGGGCUGAUUCAGGGAGUGGAGGAGAGGACUUGAGCCACUCGUCUCAGGAAUCACUACAACAGCAGCAGAUAGAAGGCUUGUCUCAGAAGGAAGCCAAACCUAAAGGGGUGCUGCUUCAGUACCACCUUCGCUCCACCUCCCAGCUCCCUGGCAAGCUUCUGACCGCUCAGCCUGAAGAGGUAUCCAAUUCCUCCCAGGAGUCUCUGGAACACACUACAGAGGACGGUUCGAUCUAUGAGCUGAGCGAUGACCCUGAGGUUUGGGUCAGGGGACCAGGACCAUCUACAAAGGAUGGAACACGGAGAGAAAGGGUCAUGUCAUUCGCCGUUAUAUCAGGAGGAAGAGGAUUCCGCAGACUCAAUGCGGCUGGCUCCUCCUCUUCUACUUCCUCUGGAGCCAAUGAGACAGCACUUAUGGUCUGGCAGCUCCCACUGACGGUCUGAAACGAUGACUAAAAGGCGCUCAAAUAUCCUCAGCAAAUCGAAGUGAGGCAAAUAGACCAACCAGUUUUAUUAGGACAAUACUCCACUUCAUUAUCUAGCUUCAACAUCUACAUCAUUAUAACACACAUCUUAAAUGUAUAGAAUUUUCAAACACAUUGAAAAAGAAACACCCAGUGUAUGCCCAAGGUGCAUGUUGUCCUUCCUGAUGGAAACCAGAAGUCGUUGUGAAUUUAUUUAAAAGGGUUGUGACGCAUCUAAUCUUUAUGCCUAACGAAAAAUGUGUAUUUUCUGAAUGUAGCACUGCAAUAGAUGUAUCCAGAAGCUGUACAGAGAAAGAAGUAAAUGUCAACAUCUUGGAGUCAUUCUAUUUCAAUUAUUAGCCCCCCCCCAACACACACACACACACACACACACUUGUCCAGAAUGUGAAUGAGAGCAAAGAAUUUUCCACUUGGCUUAGGUACUUAAUAUCGUUGGUACUUAUUUCACACUGUGUCACUUUGUUUAAAAAAAAAAAGAAUGGAAAAAGAAAUAAAUAAAUGUGUUUAUGAUAAUUUAUAAA